AUGGAGGAAGCCGGUGGUGAAGAACGGCUCAAUAGGCUGCUUGAGCGGCAUGGCCAGGAGGUUGUGGGGUUCGUCAUGUUUGCUAAGGCCAAACUGAGCGAGAAUGCUUACAAGGAGCUCGUCAAGGCAGCACGGGAGAUUGUUGAACAAAGUUCAAAUCCUGAAGGUGGAAUCACAGUGCAAAAAUGCGAAGAAAUUCUAUCUCAAGUGUUUGUUGGCCAAACUCGCGUCCUAGAAGGCUUCCGUCACCUUGUCGAAUCGGGUGAUCCCUCCAAGGAUGACCACCCUUCUUUACAUCGUGCACUCUCUUUCAUGAGAAAGGUGAAGGCGUCAUCAUCUAUAUCUAAUGACGAUUACGGAGAUUUUUUGGUCACCUUGUUUGAGUCGAUGACAAAAAAGAUCAAUGAGCAAGAGACUUACCUAAAGGUAAAGAAAUAUAUGUGCCACUGUCCGGAAUUAUUUCAAACCUUUGAAACUUAUUUGCGUCCACCUCUAUCGAAUGAGCAACCUUGCAGAAGUCCAAAUAUUAGUAUUAGCAAGGUUUUAUGCAUUACUCCAGAUGAAAUUCAUAGCGCAAAUCAUAGCUUGGAUGGUAAUGAAGCAACAGGUACUCUGUGGAUCUCCGACUUCUUGCAAACAUCUACAAGAGGUAAUGGAGAAUCACUUCAUGCAGAAGAGAAUGAUGGAGACAAGAUUGAUCCCUUACCAUGCUGGAGUCCGUCAAGAGAAAAUGAACUACCCCCAAAAGUGAACCCGGAUAUGUUCACACGCUACUCUACUAGCUACUCCCUAUUACCGAAGAAUUGUUUAACUCUAAAAACAAGCUACCGCACUGAGCUGGGACAGUUCAUAUUUAACGACACGUUGGUUUCUUCUACCUCAGGGAGUGAGGACUGCUUUAUGUUCAGAACUAAAAAUCAUUAUGAAGAAAAUAUUUUCAAAUGUGAAGAUGACAUGUUUGAGAGUGACAUGCUUUUGCAACGCUACACAGCAACUGCUGACUUUAUUAGAAAUCUGCAAGACUAUGUUGACAAAGAUAUGAAAAUUCAAGAGCAUCUAACUCCCUUACAUAGGAGAUGCAUUGAACAAUUAUAUGAUGAACAUGGCCUCGACAUGCUUGAUGCUCUGUCGGAGAAAAUUGAUACCAGUAUGGCUCUUGUUAUUCUACAGUCUCGUUUAAACCAGAAGAUAGAAGAUUUGAAAGAGGCACAGUCAUCUUUGAAUAAAACAUGCUCAAAUAUUAUUGCCAAUAAUUACUACAGAUCACUUGAUCAUCGCAGCUCUUCCUUCAAACAAUUGGACAAAAGGAGGAUGAGCCCAAAAGCGUUGCUUGCUGAAGCUAGAGAAAUCAACAUGGCAAGACUGAACAAUGGGGAUAAACAUCUUUCUGCUUGCAACAAUCAAUCAACUUUGAUCUCGGAAAAUGUAUUUAAAGAUAUUAAUCUUCAUAUCCACAAGGACAUAGACAGGAUGGUUCGUUAUGCAUGCAAAAGUUGUCCUUCUGAACAGAAGCUGAUGAUGAUUUGGACAACAUUAGUUCAGCCAUUUGUUUCUAUUAGUUAUCAAUUACAAGAAUCGAAUGGUACUGUAGCUCCAAAAGAAGCUUGUGAACAUUGUGGUCUCAGCAAAACUUUUCUCAGGAGUAUCCCUGACUCAUCACUUGCUAAUAAUUAUUCUUUAUCUUCAAAGAGAGGUGGAUAUCUUCUAAAUACGUCCAAUAAGUCUGCUUCUAUACUUGACGCUUGUCAGACUGAGAUUGAGGAUGGUGAGUUCAUACCUGAUGUAGGAAACAUCCAGUUUGGAUCCAUGCUUGGACAUGGGAACGUAGCAGCAAGUUGUGAUGUUGCUGCUCCCAAUGGGGCUGGGUUGAGUUCUCAGUGCCCAGGCCAUAGUAAUUGUGACCACAGUAAUAAAUCUGAAGUGCACUAUGAAUCAAGAGAAGGCUACAACAUUGAAAUGGGCAAAUCAGCAUAUUCCAAAAGAACAGCUGAACUGUAUGAUGUGAAAGGCAGCAUACCUUGUUGUUCUCUGGUUGUGCUCUUAAGGCUUCACCAGAUUUUGUAUGAGAGGCUAUUAGUAGCAAAGAAUCUUUCGGCGGAAGCUUCCAAGAGAGGUUCACACACCUGUGAUUUAUAUGCAGGAUUUAAGGAGGAGCUCUUUAACCUAAUAACGGGCUUUACUAACAGUUCCAACUUUGAGAAGUACUGCCUGACAAUCCUUGGGCCGAGAUCCUAUGUACUUUUUACUCUGAAUGAGGUGAUAGACCGAAUUAUCAAGCAGCUCUGUAAAAUUUGUCCAGUUGCUGACAACUCGAUUCUUCAGACCCAUGAGGAAGUGAGAAGACCGGCCGCAGGCAAAGAUUUAUCUUGCCAUCAAAACACGAGAACUUCUCCAGGCUGUCCAACAAAUGGUUCACUUGAGCAUGAUCAUCAAGAGGAGGGAGAGAAAGGUAGCAAGCACAAUGGCGAUAUUGUUAAGCCGAUGCAAAACCAUUUUCAGAGAAGGAAAAAGCGCAAGUUGGAGAACAGUCCAGCUAGCAUAUAA
Molecule: messenger RNA, 2544 nt
Organism: Miscanthus lutarioriparius
Lineage: Eukaryota; Viridiplantae; Streptophyta; Magnoliopsida; Poales; Poaceae
Source: the annotation of a GenBank genome assembly